AGUCACUCAAAAAUAGUCACUAACACUGACUCCUUCAUUCAGUUCCAAAGCCCAGCGUCUUUUCUAUAGACCAGAGAAUCUCCAGCAGUCUCUGCACCAACCUGUUUCCAUCUCCUCAGUGGAAUCAUUUGGAUCCAGGAGUCUAGCACCUCUGGCUUUUCUAGGUGGGUUAGAAUUUGAGGCCUGAAUUCACUGUGUUCGCAUAAAGAGUUUGCGUAAAUUAUGACCUCAUGGAGCAUUUUAUUUCUUCUUGUUUUCCAAAUGUGGUUGGAACACAGAACCUAAAGGUCACAUGAGAGGAAGGAAGAGAAGUGUUGGCGAAAGAUGCCACCCCCCACAUCCGCCUUCCCUCGCUGUUGUGGACGAAACCAGAGAGGGGUCCCUAGAACAGGCUGCAGUAUGAUCCCUGAAUUCCUCUGCCUCCUCUGCUUUGGGCUGUGUGCUGGCCAAGGAAGCAGGACAACUGAUGAGUCCCUUCCCAAGCCCUCCCUCAGGGCCUGGCCCAGCUCGGUGGUGUCUCGCAAGAGUAAUGUGACGCUGCAAUGCUGGACUUCUACCAAGAAUGUCAACUUUGUUCUCAGAAAGGGAAAAGUUCAUUUGCAGUCUGUGCAAUCACGGGCUUCCACAGAGGGCCUGGCUGAAUUUCACCUCACUGGCCUAAACACCGACAAUGCUGGAGAGUAUGCCUGUGAGUACUACAGACGAGGGAGCCCGUACAUACGUUCACAGCCCAGUGACGUCCUCCUACUGCUGGUGACAGGAGAUUUAUCAAAACCUUCCCUCCAAGCCCACCAAAGGGGUGAGGUGACCGCAGGAGACACUGUGACCCUGCAGUGCCAGAGGCCAGACAAUAUUUUCGUGCCUGUAAUGUUCGCUCUACUGAAGGCAGGAGCAGCAGGGCCCAUACAGGUCCAGAGUCCUGCAGGGAAGGAGACGGACUUCUCCUUCCGGACUGUGACAGUCAGUGAUGCGGGGAACUACAGUUGUGUGUACUUUCUGAUGAAGGCUCCUUUCCUGACCUCACAGCCUAGUGAUCAUCUUGAGAUCCGGGUGACAGCUCCCCCAGAUGCCACGUCGGGGGAUUACACCAUGGGCAACCUCAUCCGACUGGGUCUAGCUGCCAUAAUGGUGGUGAUUAUGGGGGCUCUUGUGGUGGAAGCCUGGUGCAGCCAGAAGGAGUCUCCACGUGGAUCCACAUGAAACACCUGAGCGCCUCUCUUGUUCAUGGGCUGCUGUACUGACAUGGGGUUCUCUAAACACCAAACUCUACCAUGGGACUUCUUGUGUUUCUCAACAUGGGCACAGAUGGCAUUUUUGGUGGGAUAUUUCUUCACCAUAUGGGGCCAUCCUGUUCGUUGUGGGAACAUUUAGCACCGUUCCUCUUUCCCAUUAAAGAGCAGUUGAAGCCCCAAAUCACUGUGGAAGAUGAUAACAAGCAAGUACUACUGCACUUUUCCAACACCCCUAGAUAUGGAGGAUGGGAGUGGGGUGGUGUCCCCCCGGCGGAGAGCCCGUGUUUGGGGGCCAGGAGAAAUAUUUCUUCUCUUCCUCCCUUCCUGAUCUCACAUCUGUCCUUCUACACAUAGGCUCCACAGCUGUCCAGGGGGAAUGAUGCGUCCUUGAUCAAGUUAACAGCUUGUGUGAGAUCUGGUUCUCCUCUACCCUGGGACAGGAGGUGCACAUGAGGGAGAUUUGGGAAGCUUGCAGAUGAGAUGUGAUCUCACUCAUUUCCUGACAUUAUCUAAGACCCAACGUGGCCCCUGCAUCUUCUGACAGUAUCAUCUAGGGUAGUGACAGGAGUGACCAGGAACUGUCCCCCACUUUGAAGGCUUCUUGGUGCUCAGGAUGACAUAAAGUAAGAUAGUAUCAUUUGGUUGUUAAAUUAUUUGUGCGUCAAAAUCAAAAUUAAUAAAGUAUAUGGUACCAGCUCACUUUUACUGUUAAUACGAUACAGAAAAGGUGGAAUUUAACCACAAAUUCCAUACCAGUUAAGUGUGAUACAGUGUUCCACAGUGUUUUAGUAAAAGUAAAAGCAUCAUGACAUCCUGGUGUUCCAUUACCUGAGAAAUUUGAGAAUAAAUAUCUUUUACUUAAGUGUGAUCUUGUUUUCUGAAAUCAAAAGCUAAGAACCAGUGGUCUUGAAAAGGAUUUUCUGAACUGUGGGUUUAUGUCUGAGCCAUUGAAAGGCAUCAAAACUGCUCUCAUAAAUCAUCCCUUGCUCUCAGGACCAAGCCCCAAAGCAUCAACAUGCUCCUUUAGGUCAAGAAAGAUUUAGGUCCGCUUCCCUUAAGACUUCUGGUACACAAACAUUGAAUAAAUGCCAAAACCGUUUACAAAAAAUGGUAGCAUUAUUGAAAGCUUAUGUCUCAAUCUAAUUGUGGUACUCUCAAGUUAAUGAUAGGAUUUAUACCCGCAAAUCGAUUCUUAGACCAAUAGGGGCCUUGA
This is a messenger RNA of Mirounga angustirostris (Northern elephant seal), 2445 nucleotides long. Its product is annotated as T-cell-interacting, activating receptor on myeloid cells protein 1-like. The coding region runs from base 325 to 1200 and encodes 291 amino acids. Lineage: Eukaryota; Metazoa; Chordata; Mammalia; Carnivora; Phocidae. The record is from RefSeq and is a predicted model, not a curated record. Gene Ontology annotation, cellular component: plasma membrane. The transcript is spliced from 5 exons.